Molecule: messenger RNA, 1265 nt
Organism: Rhodamnia argentea
Lineage: Eukaryota; Viridiplantae; Streptophyta; Magnoliopsida; Myrtales; Myrtaceae
Exons: 7
Coding region: 27-1265 (412 amino acids)
Source: RefSeq, a predicted model, not a curated record
UUUCAUGCUGAGAAGCAAGAGAAACAAUGGAGAAAGUGAGAUUUAUGCUUCUCUUGGCUAUAACAUUGUGUUGGGCCACAUUGGCUAAUAGUGUAUCUAGAGAAUCAAUGAACAGAAAGGCUUCAGAGGAUGAUGAUGAUGUUGAUAGGAGACUCAAGCUUCUCAAUAAGCCUGCAGUAAAGAGUAUUCAGAGUGCAGAUGGAGAUAUCAUCGACUGCGUUGAUAUACACAGACAACCAGCAUUCGACCAUCCUGCAUUGAAGAACCAUGUCAUUCAGAUGGAACCCAGCAUUAAAUUGCCUUCAGAAAACAAAGCAACAAAAAAUGAGUCCUCAAGACCAGUGCUACUAUCUCAGACUUGGCAAAAGAGUGGAAGUUGUCCCAAGGGAACUAUUCCCAUCCGACGAAUCCGGCGGCAAGACUUGUUGAGAGCUUCUAGUCCUGAGCAAUUUGGGAAAAUGCAUCAUCCUCAUUCACAGGACCACGUGGAAAAUUCAACCCUUAAUGAAAACCUUGGCCAGCAAGCAAUCCUUUUGACAGUGGGGUACAACUACAUAGGAGCUUCAGCCGAUAUAAAUGUCUGGAAUCCAAACCUUGAUUUGCCAGAUGACUUCACUACAGCCCAGAUAUGGCUUCUGGGUGGCCCUGGCGAUAAGUACGAAAGUGUUGAAUCAGGAUGGAUGGUGAACCCAAAGUUAUAUGGAGAUAAGCGAACUCGUCUUUUCACGCAUUGGACCGCUGAUGGAAACGUUGCCACAGGCUGCUUCGAUUUGACCUGUUCUGGGUUCGUUCAAACUAAUCACGAGGUGGCCCUCGGCUCUGCUCUGAGUCCGAUAUCUUCUGAAUGGGCACAAUAUCAGAUAUCAGUCGGCAUCUUCCUGGAUCCACAGACUUCCAACUGGUGGCUACGCCUCACGAACAACCUGGUCGUUGGGUAUUUUCCCGCAUCCCUUUUCUUCUACUUGAAGCGCAGCGCCAUAAUGGUCAAUUGGGGAGGUCAAGUGCACAGUACGAUGGUGAAGAAGGCUCCUCACACCAGAACUGGCAUGGGAAGUGGGGAGUACUCUGAGAAACUCUAUGGCCAUGCCUGCUACAUCAACCAUGUUAGGAUUGUGGACUUCUCACUUGCACUCAAGUACCCUGAAUGGGUUGGGGUUUAUAACGAUGAAGCGUAUUGUUACAAUGGAGACAACCACAGAGACGGGUACAUUGGUGAGCCCGUGUUCUACUUCGGCGGUCCAGGCCAAAAUAAUUUCUGCCCUUGA